UGUGAAGUAAAGUAUAAAAGAUAAGAUCCUCGUUGAUCCUCACACAAUCUACACUGAAGUCUUGAAAGUGAAGAUUUAACAAAAAGAUUCAUCAUGGCAGUCAUGAGAGCUCUUGUGCUGCUUUUCUUGGUCUUUUCUGUUGAGAGUGCACCAGCUAAAGAGAAAUGCCCAAAUGGAUGGACACCUUUUGGUGUGCAAUGCUACAAAUUCUUCUCUCGGUCAGUUAAAUGGGUCACAGCUGAGAAAAACUGUCAAUCUGUUGAUGCAAAUCUUGCAUCUGUGCAUAAUAUAGUGGAAAACAACUUUCUCCUGAGUCUGCUUGUGUCUGCUAAAACACGUGCUUGGAUUGGUGGCCAUGAUGGUGAACAGGAAGGAGAAUGGCUGUUGACUGAUGGAUCUCAAUUUGACUUUACCAACUGGUGCUCUUCACAACCUGACAAUCAUGGUGGUACAGAGCACUGCCUGGAGAUAAACACACACGAUAGCCAUUGCUGGAAUGAUGUACCCUGUUCAAACACAAUGGGCUACAUUUGUGCCAAACCUCUGAGAUCUUGAAAAUCAAUCUGUUUCAAAAGUACUAUAUGAUUGUACUACAGCCUAUACAUUUUUUGUGAUCUUAUGUUUAAAAUCUUUAAAAUAUGAAAAAAAUGACAACUUCUCAAAUCAAUAAAAGCAUUUAUAAAGCAAAUGCUGUGCAUUGUGGAGUCACAAUGUAGCCAUGUUAAAAGUUGCUUUUAUAUUUAAAAUAUAUCAGAGAAUAUUUUUUUUCAUAUCUAGACUAUGUUUAAAAAAUGUACCUUAUGGCACUAAUACAGUAUCUUAUCAUACUUGUUAUGCUAGUCCUACAGUUUAAACUUGCUGUCAUGCUAUCAUUAGGGUUUUUUCCACAUAAUCAUUUUAAGAGAAAAAAAUCGUCAUCAAAUUAAAUACAGUAAAAAACAAAACAACAAUAGAGAAAC
This is a messenger RNA of Misgurnus anguillicaudatus (oriental weatherfish), 959 nucleotides long. The record is from RefSeq and is a predicted model, not a curated record. NCBI's taxonomy places the organism in Eukaryota, Metazoa, Chordata, Actinopteri, Cypriniformes, Cobitidae.